GUCACUGAAGUUGAAAGAUACCAAGAGAUGAAAAUUUGCAAUUGCAAAUCUGACAAUAGGACUUUCUCUUCGACAACUCAUCUUUUUGCUUCUUUCCCCACAUGUGCAAGACAAUGCUCAGGAAAGCUCACUGCCAGAACUAUACGAAUACACGGAAGUAAGCAGCCGUAUUGCUGGAAACACAUCUGUGCUUUCCGCACCCCGUCCCCCAGCCUGCCUGAUGAAGCGCUCGCCCUACACCUCCCGCACCUGUCGGCCCCCAGCUGAGCUGCGGAAAGUGACCCGCGUCUCCAUGGCGACGCGUCACAAAGCAGCCGUGCGCAGCCCACAGCACCCAGUCCAGCAGGAGCAGAGGGCACCGCCACGGCCUCUUUUGAGCAGAAUGGCACAGACUGGGCUCGAGGCCGCGUGCCCCUCUCAAAGCGGCCACAAGAUUCAGCCAAGCCAUACCACCUGGGAUUCCUAUGCCACCACCAUGAGGACUGCGUACACGCCCAAGACUGGAGCCAUGCCUCCUUUAAUUCGCCAAAAAAGUAUCAGAAGACUAGGAUAUACAUAUUCACUUAGUGACCCUAUUCCCAAUCAGACACAGUACAAUGAUGAGUAUGUCUGGAAAACAUAUUCUAAAGAAGAUUGGAUCAAAAAUGGGACUUCAGGAGGAAUCAGGAGACACAAAUCUCACCCCAGUCAAGACUUCUUUCUCUGGACACUACCUCAAGGUCAGCCAGCAGCAUCAAUUAAGAGCUACCUCCCUUGGAAAAUCGCUACAGAGGAAAAGGUUAGGAAGGCAAUAUCAAAUCAGUUUAUUUCCAAUACUAGAAGAGACUUUGUGGACAGAGCAAAAGCUCAGAAGAUUAAGGAAAGUUCUCCCAUGUCUCUGGAAUGGAAAAAGUUACUUCCCCGACCUGCAGACACUGAAUUUCGACGGAAUUACCAAGUUCCAGCUAAAAUUCCUGAGUUGCAGGAUUUUAGUUUCAAAUAUGGAUGCUACUCAAGCCUACCAGUUGCUUCUCAGGGUCUAGUCCCUGCUGUGCUAUACAGCCACAUGAGGAUUCAAGAACGCAAAAGGAAGCAGACUACAUACCAAAGCGAUUACGGAAAAGCCUAUCUGGAUUUCUUAACGAUUUUAAACUCAUUUACUCCCUCUCAAGUCACAGAGUACCUUCAGAGUGUUUCCUACAAAGACAGACAAAUUCUCAAUCGCUUUAUCCGUUCUCACUGUGACUCUGGCAUGGGACAGAAAAAUAAAGGAAACAGUUCAAAUGAAAAAUAUUGAAAAUCAAAAAAAGCACUGGAUCAUUUCCUCAAUAAUGAAAAAAAAUAAGAUCCAAAUUGUUCCAAAUAAUAUAUUCAUGGCUCUGUGUAAUUUUGUUUUGUCUUAUUUUGUUUUUAAACGAUAAAAUCAUUUAAGGCCAUAAAUCCUCCCCUCCCCCACCAAUGUAUCCCAUAGGUCUUGCUAUAAUGUUUUUUUCCUAUUCUCUACUGGAUACUUAAUUUGUGGUUUCAAUUUUGAUUUCCUCUUUGACCCAGAAAUUAUGUGGAAGAGGCUUCUUAAUUUUCCAAUAAUUAGAGGAUUUUUAAAAAAACUUUUCAUUGUUGACUUUCUGUUCAAAGUUUUUUUUAAAAAAAUCUUUGUUUUGGGAAAUUUAGCAAGGUUUUCUUUUAUGCCAAGUAUGUGAUUAAUUUGUAUAUUACAUGAAUAUAAGAAGAGAAAAAAUGUAUAGUUUAUUGUAUUUCUCAAAUCCCUUAUAUCUUUGCUAUAAUUGCAUACUUGAACGGUCAAAUUCUGAAAGAAUAAUAUUAAAAACAUCCCACAGU
Molecule: messenger RNA, 1818 nt
Organism: Zalophus californianus (California sea lion)
Lineage: Eukaryota; Metazoa; Chordata; Mammalia; Carnivora; Otariidae
Gene: TEX26
Product: testis expressed 26
Exons: 7
Coding region: 221-1276 (351 amino acids)
Cellular component (GO): cytoplasm
Source: RefSeq, a predicted model, not a curated record